Molecule: messenger RNA, 2903 nt
Organism: Oldenlandia corymbosa var. corymbosa
Lineage: Eukaryota; Viridiplantae; Streptophyta; Magnoliopsida; Gentianales; Rubiaceae
Source: the annotation of a GenBank genome assembly
GGUUCAUUAUGAACAAGGCAAACAAAGUCUUAAUACUUGUUUUGACAACGUGUUAUUUUCGUUUUUAUUUGAAUUUGAGAGGAGAAUUAAAAAGUAAUUUAGUUUUUGAUUUGGAAAGUAUUAUAGUAUAGCGACCAUUUAUGAAAUUAAGAUAAUUUAGUGCCCAAAAUAAAAAUUUUACAAUAGUAUAAUGACCAAAUACAAGAUUUUACAAUAAUUCAGUGACCAAACGCAAAAAAAAUUUUACAAUAAUUUAAUUACCAAACUGAACAUUUUAUAAGAUAAAUUAAAAAAUUAUUUAGAUAGUACAUUGACACAAAAAGUUAAAGACAAACAAAGCCUUACAUUCCUAACAUCAGAUGGUCCCAACAAAGGUUAAAAACUUUUAAAAUGAAUGAACACAGUGACACAUGACCACCUACGUGUAUAACUCCAAAAGCUACAUUUCACAUUAAAUUAUGAUUAGAUCAGUAGUCCCCCCUUUCCCUACCUCAUAUGGUUUACCUAUAUUUUUACCAUUUCCCGUAUGAACACAAAAGAUAAUCAGAGUCUCAAACACACCUUUGAUCGUGCCAAGAUCUUGAAUUAUUUCUCUAAUUUAACAAAACCUUGUAGUAAACACAAAAAACUGAAAAAGUACCAUAAAAAAUCACAAUUCCCAAAGCCCCCUUUGGUUAGAAGAAGAACAAUCUAGUCUAGUCUACUAAAGUAAAACUGGUGAAAAGGUACCAAAUAAUUUCUGUUUUUAGGAUUUUCUCCAUUUUGCAUUUUGUUGUUUGUGUUAGGGAGAGUACUUUUUUUCAACAGUACCAAUAAUUAUGGUAUUGUCACAAAAAUAGAAAGAAAAAGAAAAAGGUACUCUUAAUAAUACAAACAACAGGAAAGAGGACCCCUAUCUGAAAGGAGAAGGAAUUAAAGACAUACCAAAACGGAGCCCUUAUGCAGAUGCAAUCGGCCGGUGGAAGUGGAAUCGGAGGAAGUGGGCUCAGCCGUGCCGGAGGUGGCGGUGGUGGCGGCGGUGGCGGGCUAGCUCGGUUUCGUUCAGCUCCGGCUACUUGGUUGGAAGCUCUUUUGGAAGAGGAUGUCAACGAGGCAGCUCUUGAUUCUCCGGCGAUAGCUCCGGCGACUACUAGUGCUAUUACUACUUCUGCUGCUGCUAUGCCGCCGUUGCAUCCGCCGUCUCGGUCUCAAGCUCAGUCAACUCAGCCCAGCUCCGUCACCGGCAGCAGUAGGUUCGCCGACGAUCUGGGGUUGUUGGACUCGGUGGGGAGUGGUGGUGGUGGGCUUACUGGGUUGCUCCGGCAAAACAGCUCGCCGGCGGAUUUCUUGUCAGAUGGGUAUUUUUCCAGCUUUGGGAUUCCGGCGAACUAUGAUUAUUUGAUGGGUUCUUCGCCAUUGCAUGCUUCAGAGUCGCCUUCGAAGCGGCCCAGGGAGAGUGAUUCAAAUAAUCCAUCUCCUAAAGCUUCUGCCCAAGUGAAAGGAGAGCAAAGUGACCUUGGGGGAUUAUUAGAUUCAGAAAUGGAGAAGCUCUCAGAGGAUGCUGUUCUGUGUAGGGUUCGGGCAAAACGUGGUUGUGCGACCCACCCCCGUAGUAUUGCAGAGAGAGUUCGAAGAACUCGAAUUAGUGAUCGGAUAAGGAAGCUUCAAGAACUUGUUCCCAAUAUGGAUAAGCAAACAAACACGGCAGACAUGUUAGAAGAAGCAGUAGAAUAUGUUAAGCUUUUACAGAAGCAAAUUGAGGAACUCUCAGAGCAGCAAAAGAAUUGUAAAUGCUGUGUCCAAGAGUAGAAGGGGAGUUUUUUCCCAGUACAGUCAAAGUGAAUCAGCAGUAAUGUAGAAGUCUAUACCCCAUGGAUCUGCAAUCAAAAUACAUACGUAUCGUAUCUCUGCCUCGGAGCUUCUCCUCCUCUAUGAUGUUGACUGCUUUAGAUACUGUAAGGUCUACAUCCAAGUGCCACCACCGUCAACUUCUAAUUUCUAGGAUGCUUUAGUGCAGGUGUCAAAUAUGAUGUAAAUUAACGGUCUUCUGAAGCAUUUUCUUUUGAACGUGCUUUUGAUGUAGUCCAUUUCUAAUUGAGAUUCGUUUGCCACACAUCGCAUGUAAGCUGGCAUUAUUGAUGAAAUAAAAUUGGUUGUAUUUUGUAGUAUGUUAGAUGAAUUAGUAGCAUCAGAAUGGCUCUAUCAGUUGCACUAAUGCUUCCGGAGCUUUCUAGCUUACUGAUUUGUGUACUUGAUCAAGUGAAGGAACUUCCACUAGGAGUUUAUUCAGAUACUUUUGUUUUCAUUGUUAAGUGAUCUUUUUGAAGAUUUUCAUCGUGUAUGAACAUGCUUAAGGGAUGACAUGAAACUUGAGUUUAUUAUCUGAGGAAGUGGUCUGAAAUUAUUGACUUGUGGAUUGUGAUAUAUCCUUUGCUGAAAACAACCCAGAAAAAGUGCUGAGAAGGAUGUCUUACUAUCUGUCUAGAAUGGAAACACAAAGUGAGGCAGGUUUGAAUUUUAUGGUUUGCUCAACUGUAUGAAGAUGGAAGUUGACAGAAAUCAGCAGAUUUCCAGGGCCCAGAAAAAACAGUUGUAAAUGCUAAUUGUGGCCGGCAUCAAAAUCAUCAUCAUCUUCUUUUUCAGUUUUUUUUUCUACCCCAUUUGGUUGAAUGACUGGAUAGGGAUUUGCGGAGAUUAAUGCAGUUGACUAAUGAUUAGACACUGUACCGUGUUCAAUUUGGAGGUUGGUUAUGAAGUUGUGAUUGAGAAUGAGAUUUCACGUUCUUCAUUUCUCCAAAAAAUAAAAUCAUUUUUGUUGAACUAAAAUAGAAGAGACAAAUGAAUCUACAAUUUAGGUAGAUUUUGAAAAUGGUCGAUUAUCUGUUUUUCACUUUGUUUUGUAUCCAAUUGACUGUAAACUCCAU